GCCAGCCUUCUUUCAGCCUCUUUCGUGGUUAUUUGUGGCUCGUUCCCUUUCUCUGUCCUGAGCUGAUGUGUGACGGGCUCUACCUUCUGUGGCCUCUGCUCUGCCCCAGGAGGACAGCCUGGAGGAAGAAGGAAUGGCUCCUGCCCUGACAGCCAGGCCCGGAAAGGAGUCAGUGACAUUUAAGGACGUGGCUGUGGAAUUCACCCAGGAGGAGUGGGUACAAUUGAACGCAUCUCAGAAAAAGUUGUACAGAGAUAUGAUGCUGGAGAACUAUGGGAACUUGGUGUCUUUGGAGAGCAGAGAAUUUACUGGAGAUAAAACUCUUGAAUGUAAUGAAUGUGGGAAGGCCUUCCAAAGCAAGGAGCAUCUUGCUGUGCAUCAGACAGUUCAUACUGGAGAGAAACCUUAUACGUGCAGUGAAUGUGGGAAGGCCUUCAGAGAUAAGAGAAUACUUACUGUGCAUCAGAGAAUUCAUACUGGAGACAUUCUUUAUGAAUGUAAGGAAUGUGGGAAGGCUUUUCUCUACAACUCAGAACUUACUCAACAUCAAAAAACUCAUACAGGAGAGAAAACUUACGAAUGUAGUGAAUGUGGGAAGGCCUUCAGGAGCAAGACACAACUUACACAGCAUGAGAGAAUUCAUACUGGAGAGAAACCUCAUAAAUGUAGUGAAUGUGGAAAGGCCUUCAGGACUAACUCACAACUUAAAGUGCAUCAGAGAAUUCAUGCUGAAGAGAAACCUUAUGAAUGUAGUGAAUGUGGGAAGGCCUUCAGGAUUAAGAUAGAACUUUUACUGCAUCAGAGAAUUCAUACUGGGGAGAAACCUCAUAAGUGUAAUGUAUGUGGGAAGGCCUUUACUUUCAAGAGAUAUCUUACUCGACAUCAGACAAUUCAUACUGGAGAGAAACCUUGUGAAUGCAGUGAAUGUGGAAAGGCCUUCAGGAGGAAGACACAACUUACUGUGCAUGAGAGAAUUCAUACUGGAGAGAAACCUUAUGAAUAUAGUGAAUGUGGAAAGGCCUUCAGCAGGAAGUCACAGCAUACUGACCAUCAGAAACUUCAUACUGGACGCUUUCUUUAUGAAUGUAAGGAGUGUGGGAAGGGUUUCCUGUACAACUCAGACCUUAUUCGACAUCAAAGAAUUCAUACUGGAGAGAAACCUUAUGAAUGUAGGGAAUGUGGGAAGCGCCUUCAGGAGCAAGACACAACUUACACAGCAUGAGAGAAUUCAUACUGGAGUGAUUCUUUAUGAAUGUAAGACAUGUGGGAUGGUUUGUCCCUGCAACUCAGAACUUAUUCAACAUCAAAGAAUUCAUAAU
This is a messenger RNA of Vombatus ursinus (common wombat), 1319 nucleotides long. RefSeq names its product zinc finger protein 331-like. NCBI's taxonomy places the organism in Eukaryota, Metazoa, Chordata, Mammalia, Diprotodontia, Vombatidae. The record is from RefSeq and is a predicted model, not a curated record. The transcript has 4 exons. Gene Ontology annotation, biological process: regulation of DNA-templated transcription. Bases 134 to 1222 code for a protein of 362 amino acids.